UUAUUCUUCCAUAAUUUUUUCUUACCACCAAGAAUCUUCUCUCUUCCUCUGCUCUCCGCUGGAAGACAACGACGGCGUAGCUCCGGUGCGGAAUCUCUUCAUAAGAACCAUUGAUCCGCAAGGAGAGUUUACAGAGACCGCGAUCGAGCGCGCCGUGGACAAUGGAAGUGGUAAACAAGUACGUCUCCCUCAAGCACCACGUCGACGGCUACCCGUCGGAAUCCGACUUCGAGCUCUCCACCACGCCGCUGCAGCCCGCACCCGGAUCCGGCGAAGUCAUCGUCAAGAACCUUUACCUCUCCAUCGACCCCUACCAGCUCGACCGCAUGAAGCGCUAUAGUUCGUCUCACACGACCUGCCCCGCCGCCGCCCAAAUCGAGCCCGAGCAGGCACGCGUUGCGUGGCCACUAACUAGUCGCUCAGGUAACGCUUUCGUCGCCUGGUCUCAGCUCACGACUUCGCUCUUCUUGUUGCAGAGGAUCGACGCGUACGGGGUGGGGAAGGUUGUGGCCUCGGGGAGGGCGGAGCUGGAGGAGGGUGAUGUGGUGGCAGGAUUGCUGGGGUGGGAGCAAUACACGGUGGUCCGGCCGGGGACCGUCUUGAUGAAGGUGGACGCGAAGGAUCUCCCUCUUUCGUGCUACGCCAGUGUUUUGGGAACGAGUGGGUUGACAGCGUUCGCCGGUUUCUACGACGUUUGCAAGCCGAAGAAGGGAGAGAAGGUCUUCGUCUCGGCGGCGUCGGGUUCAGUCGGGAGCUUGGUCGGCCAGUACGCCAAGCUCUCCGGCUGUUAUGUCGUCGGAUGCGCCGGGAGCAAGCAAAAGGUGGAUCUGCUAAAAGGCAAGCUCGGAUUCGACGACGCGUUCAACUACAAGGAAGAAGCCGAUCUCAAGUCUGCUCUGAGAAGGUACUUUCCCGAAGGAAUCGACAUCUACUUCGACAACGUCGGCGCCGCCAUGUUGGAGGCAGCAGUGGCCAACAUGAACCCGUUCGGCAGGGUGGCAGUGUGCGGGGCGAUAUCGGAGUACACGAACGCCGGCAAGAGAGCGGCUCCGGACCUGAUGGACGUAAUCUACAAGCGCAUCACGCUGCGUGGAUUCUUGGCCUUGGACUACCUCCACUUGCACGAACAGUUCUCGGCCGCCACCUCCGACCACCUUCGCCGCGGCAGAAUGACUUCGCUAGAAGACGUAUCCGUCGGCAUCGAGAGCUUGCCGACGGCAUUUGUGGGGCUCUUCAGAGGUGAUAACGUUGGGAAGAAGCUCGUACGGGUGGGUGAAUUAGAAGGCUGAGCAUUAACUACUGAAAAUCCACGUGUGUGUUGUUUUAAUUUCAAUUAAAUCUAUAAUAAUACUUUCGAUGGAACGUCAUUCCGCCUAUGUCCGCCAUAAAUUCAGACCAUUUUCCUAUCAUAUAAUAAUCCACGCUAGAUUUAAUUUCAGAACACGCCUAUGACUAUUGAAUAGUCAUGAAGAUGGAGCGCCAGAGCAUUUUCUGGAUUUACUUAUGGAUGUAUGGUAUUAAAAAAAUAAUAAAUUGUCUUCACCAGAUUGGCACAUUUUUUA
Messenger RNA from Zingiber officinale, 1562 nucleotides. RefSeq names its product 2-alkenal reductase (NADP(+)-dependent)-like. Lineage: Eukaryota; Viridiplantae; Streptophyta; Magnoliopsida; Zingiberales; Zingiberaceae. The transcript is spliced from 3 exons. The record is from RefSeq and is a predicted model, not a curated record. Bases 162 to 1289 code for a protein of 375 amino acids. Gene Ontology annotation, molecular function: oxidoreductase activity, acting on the CH-CH group of donors, NAD or NADP as acceptor.